AUGUCGACGUCCAUGCAUCUCUCGCAUCUCCGAAAAUGGUUCGUCGCUUCUCCCCCGGUCGAAUUCAUAAUCAACAGAGUACGAGAGCUGCUCCUCGGUGCCCUGAGACAGGGUCCCAUACCACAACAUAUUGCUUUUGUCAUGGACGGAAAUCGUCGGUUUGCAAAAACUCAUGGAAUAGAGACUAUUGAAGGACAUCAUCUUGGGUUUGAAGCUUUGGCUAGGAUCCUCGAGGUUUGCUACAAAAGCGGAGUGAAAGUUGUAACGAUCUACGCAUUCAGUAUCGAAAAUUUCAAUAGGUCGCAAUUCGAGGUGAAUGGACUCAUGGACAUGGCGAACGUGAAGCUUGCCCAGCUUGCUCAGCAUGGAGAUAUCCUGGACAGAUACGGAGCUAGUAUUCGAUUCCUCGGUCGCAAAGAUCUACUCAGACCCGACGUGGUUGCAGCGGUGGACCGAGCCGUCGAACUCACGAGUCGCAACGGAGAUAAAAUACUGAAUAUAUGUUGCCCUUACACCUCGAGAGAUGAAAUGACGCAGGCCAUACGGCAAACGGUGGUCGACUACAGCACACCUUUAGAGGCAACAAGGGUGAAUGGGGGACGAAAACCGUUCUCGGAAUCACACAUUGCAUCAAACAUCCGUGCACAAACCCUUCAAAAUAUGAAGGAUCAAGAUAGCAGCGCAGACUCGGACUCAGCAUCUGCCUUUUCACAGGAUGAAGACAACGGCUCACCCAUCGUCAACCAAGCCAACAGAGUAUAUGAUUCAUCCUCGUCCUUUUCAUCAUCUACUACUCUCCACCUCGGACAAACGGCCGGCAGUCCGGAUUAUCUAUCCUCGGAAUCCAUCACGUCUCAAACACUGACGGAUCGCAUGUAUACCGGAGGCAAUCCUCCUAUUGAUAUCCUUGUUCGAACCUCCGGUGUUGAGCGAUUGAGCGACUUUAUGCUCUGGCAAUGCCAUGAGGAUACUGAAAUAGCCUUCCUCGAUGUUCUCUGGCCGGAAUUCGACCUGUGGCAUUUCCUUCCUGUUCUUUGGAAGUGGCAGCGAAGAAUCACAAAAUCAUGGAAAGGCGAGAACGCUCUGGAUAAUGACGAAUGGAGCGGUGCGACGAACGCCAACAUUCCCGCUCCAGAAACCAAGACGCAAAUUGAGGCGUUUUAA
Messenger RNA from Talaromyces marneffei, 1164 nucleotides. RefSeq lists its product as uncharacterized. The record is from RefSeq and is a predicted model, not a curated record. The transcript is spliced from 2 exons. Gene Ontology annotation, molecular function: ditrans,polycis-polyprenyl diphosphate synthase [(2E,6E)-farnesyl diphosphate specific] activity. Bases 1 to 1164 code for a protein of 387 amino acids. Gene Ontology annotation, cellular component: endoplasmic reticulum; lipid droplet; membrane. NCBI's taxonomy places the organism in Eukaryota, Fungi, Ascomycota, Eurotiomycetes, Eurotiales, Trichocomaceae.